AUGGAAGAUCAAGCCAAUAAUCAGUGUUCCAGUAGCAACAAUGCUUCGGAAAAAACUCCAGAGUCAACCGUUGAGCUUAACAUUAAGACGCUUGAUUCACAGACGUAUACUUUCCAGAUGAACAAGAAUGAAACAGUUUCACUAUUCAAGGAGAAGAUAGCUAGUAAGAUAGGGGUGCCGGUUGGUCAGCAGAGGCUCAUUUUCCGGGGAAGGGUUUUGAAAGAUGAUCAUCCUCUCUCGGAAUAUCAUUUGGAAAAUGGGCAUACUUUACACUUGGUUGUGAGGCAGCCAGCAGAAUCACUGCCUCCAUCUGGCACACCUUCCGAAGGGGCAACUGCUAAUGAUGGAAAUGGUACAAAUGGUGGACCAUCUCGAAAUCGGGGACAGAUCUCCCACAGCGUAGUUCUUGGGAGUUUUAAUGUUGGAGAUCAGAUUGAAGCCGGAGUUCCAGAUCUCAGCCGGGUCAUUGGAGCAGUUCUAAAUUCUUUUGGAGUUGGCGGGCAGCAGCCUACAAAUAUCAGUACUAAUGGCACGCAGUCCUCUAUGCCCUCAAAUUUGUCUGGUCAUGCUCCUCCUAGAAUUACAACUGGUGGAGCGCCUGGCAUCGGUGUUCAAAGCCAAGCGGCCGGUCAUUCACAACCUAGGCAAGCAUUUCCUGGUGCAACAUUUCGAGCAUCUAUGCCUCAUGUAGUUCAGAUUCCAGUUACAGCAGCUACAGCAAUUCCUAUUCCUAUUCCUUCAUUCCAUACGCCUAUUCCGGAUUCGUUAGACACUCUUUUGGAGUUCAUUAAUCGGAUGGAGCAGGCAUUAUCGCAAAAUGGCUAUCAGCCAGAUACCUCUGCGACAUCAGGAGGCCAGCCAAGGGAAGAGUUGCCUAGAAAUAGACACGGUCCAUCAACACCUGAAGCACUCUCCGUUGUCCUAAGGAAUGCACAACAUUUGCUGAGUGGUUUAGCUGUCUCAUCUUUAUCACAUAUUGCAGGACGCCUGGAGCAGGAUGGAUCCUCUUCAGAUCCUACUCUCAGGGCACAAAUUCAGACUGAGGCAGUGCAAGUAGGUCUUGCCAUGCAACAUUUAGGGGCUCUCCUACUGGAGCUUGGGCGCACAAUUCUGACACUGAGAAUGGCACAGUCUCCGGAAUUAUCCUAUGUGAAUGCUGGGCCUGCUGUUUAUAUAUCUUCAUCAGGUCCGAAUCCUAUUAUGGUUCAGCCUUUUCCUCAUCAAACCAGCUCUCUCUUUACUGGUGCUACUGGUGCGACUGCCUCACCAAAUCCAUUAAUUGGACCAGUUGGCUUAGGAACUGCCCCGAGGCACAUUAACAUUCACAUACAUGCUGGUACAUCUCUAUCACCUAUGAUGUCAUCAGUUGCAAACCAGCAAAGCAAUGGAGGAGGAGGGCAAGGAAAUCUUGACAGCAAUACAAAUUCAGUUCGGAAUUUGCCUGCUGGGGUUCAGAGUGGUGAGAAUGUUUCUGCUGGGGUUCAACCUGGUUUGGAUGGCUCUGUUUCAGUUUCCGAAUUUAAUGCAAGGAUGAGAGAAUUGGUAACCAAUAUGCAAGGAGGAAGCCAGAUUCCAUCUGGUACAGAAUCUCGCGAGCCAGAAACUUCUGCGGGCCAUGGUGUUACCAGUGCAAUGGGUGAGCAGCCUACCAAUACUGCAGCUACUAGCAUACCUGAGGAGUCGAGUGGCUCACCGCCUGACUUACCAUCCGAGAGGAGUAACUCGAUGAGUCAAAGCGAUAAAGAACUGGGUGAAGAUUUAGGGCAUCCAGCCAGUGCAAAAGAUAUCUCUUGUACUACAGGACAAUCCUCAGCAUCACUAGGAGAGUCCACAAGCAACAGAGAAGAUGCUACUAGCGAUGCCAAAUCAUCCAAGAAGGCUACUCCAGAGGUAGCUACAGCUACGCCACUUGGGUUGGGGCUUGGGGGUUUGGACCGUAAGAAACGAAGCAAGCAGCCCAAGGCAUUAGGUAAGAAUGAAGAUGGUGGGACGUCUGCUUCAUUUGAAAGUGUGCAACAGAACAGUGGGACCAGUGGUCAGCAGCUUUUGCAAUCUCUCUUUUCUGGUAGUUCUCACUCAGAUCAGACUGGUCUGAGACGAGGGCAAGGUUCAGAUGAUCGGGUAGAUGUCUCAAGUGCAAUGUCUCAGGUCUUGGAGAGCCCUGUAUUGGAUGGAUUGCUAGCAGGGGUAUCUCGACAAACUGGUGUUGAUUCACCAAAUAUGCUGAGAAAUAUGCUGCAGCAGGUUACCCAGAACCCACAGAUCAUGAACACAGUCCAACAAAUUGCUCAACAGGUGGAUGGGCAAGAGAUAGAGAAUAUGAUGUCAGGUGGAGGUCAGGGCGAAGGGGGCGGCUUUGAUUUCUCGAGAAUGGUCCAGCAAAUGAUGCCUCUAGUCUCGCGUGCUUUUACCCAAGGAGGGCCAUCAUCUGACCCCACAACACAACAGCCUGCUGAUCAUCAACUUUUUCAGGCAAAUGUUCAACCUAUGGUGCAAAUGAUCGAGCACUCUGAUCCACCAGAGGAUGUCUUCCGUGCAAUAGUUGAAAAUGCUGCGAUGAGCCAAGAAGACCUUGCGAACGAGCUCUGCUGUGAUGAAGUUCUUGCUCAUGAAUAUGCGGAGUUGCUAAGGCGUGAUAUUGAAGGCCGGCUACAAGAUGAUCAAGCUGCGGUGAGUAGGAAGGCCGGAGAGGCACUGGUGAUGGAAGAGAUCGUGGUGGCUCCGCCGCAGCCUUGUGAGGUUCGCAUCCGAAUCAUAUGCACCGCUCUCUGUCACAGUGACGUCACCUUUUGGAAACUCGAGGUUCCUCCAGCUUGCUUUCCCAGGAUUCUAGGCCACGAGGCAAUAGGAGUAGUGGAGAGUGUCGGUGAAAACGUGACUGAAGUGGUAGAAGGAGACACCGUACUACCGACGUUCAUGUCGGAUUGCGGGGACUGUGUUGACUGCAAAUCACACAGAAGCAACCUCUGCAGCAAAUUCCCUUUCCAGGUAUCGCCAUGGAUGCCGAGAUACGAGAACUCAAGCAGAUUCACUGACCUCAAUGGCAACACUCUCUUCCAUUUCUUAAACGUUUCCAGCUUCAGUGAAUACACUGUGGUCGAUGUAGCAAACGUUGUUAAGAUCGAUUCCUCUGUUUCACCAAGCCGUGCUUGUCUCCUCAGCUGCGGAGUCUCCACUGGUGUUGGUGCUGCUUGGGAGACAGCUAAAGUGGAACAAGGAUCAACUGUUGUGAUCUUUGGACUUGGUUCUAUCGGAUUAGCGGUUGCAGAAGGGUCGAGACUCUGUGGUGCCUCUCGAGUCAUUGGUGUUGAUAUAAAUCCGGACAAAUUCCAAGUUGGCCAGAAGUUUGGAGUAACUGAGUUUGUAAACUCUAUGACAUGUGGAAACAAGCGCGUGAGCGAGGUGAUCAAUGAAAUGACUGGUGGUGGAGCAGACUAUUGCUUCGAAUGUGUCGGAAGUAGUGCUUUGGUUCAAGAAGCUUAUGCUUGUUGCAGACAGGGAUGGGGAAAGACGAUAACUUUAGGGGUGGACAAGCCAGGUUCACAGAUAUGUUUGGACUCGUUCGAUGUUCUUCACCACGGGAAGAUACUGAUGGGUUCGUUGUUUGGAGGUUUGAAAGCUAAAACACACAUUCCUCUUCUUCUGAAACGUUACUUGAGCAAUGAGCUUGAGUUGGAUAAGUUUGUGACGCACGAGAUGAAAUUCGAGGACAUUAACGAUGCAGUUCAACUACUACUUGAAGGGAAAUCCAUCAGGUGUGUCUUGUGGAUGGGCUAA
This is a messenger RNA of Arabis nemorensis, 3777 nucleotides long. The record is from the annotation of a GenBank genome assembly. Lineage: Eukaryota; Viridiplantae; Streptophyta; Magnoliopsida; Brassicales; Brassicaceae.